GCUGGUGCCAAACAACUAGCAGAGGCGCAAAAGUAGCCUCCCUGCGCUGGGAGCCCAGAGCAGGAGGCAGAGCCCGCGGGAAGCUCGGAGCACUCAGGACGCCGCGCGCCCUUCCCCGCCCUCCCUGACCAGGGAGCAGCUCGCUCCAGGCGCCCAGCCGAGGCCCCCAGCCCAGUGGGAGCGAGUCAUAGAGAACAAUUCGAGAGACAGAGACAGACGGAGCGCGCUCUCCUGCUCAGUCCUGAAAAGUGAGCCGCUCCCGGGUUUGCAACCUCAAGCUUCGCAGCGGAGGCGGCGGCGGCGGCGGCGGCCGGGAAGGAGGCAGGUGCAGGUGCAGGAGAGAGGCGGCUCUGGGCUCGGCGCCUGGGUCUCCGCCAUGGCCUCGGUCCUGGGGAGCGGCAGAGGCUCUGGAGGGCUGAGCAGUCAACUCAAAUGCAAGUCCAAGAGGAGGAGGAGGCGGAGGUCCAAGCGGAAAGAUAAAGUAAGCAUAUUGUCAACCUUCCUCGCUCCCUUCAAGCACCUGAGUCCUGGCACCACAAACACGGAGGAUGAAGACACCCUAAGUACCAGCAGCGCGGAGGUGAAGGAGAACCGCAACGUGGGCAACCUGGCCGCGCGGCCACCGCCCUCCGGGGACCGGGCCCGGGGCGGUGCGCCCGGCGCGAAGAGGAAGCGGCCGCUGGAGGAGGGGAAUGGGGGCCACUUGUGCAAACUGCAGCUGGUCUGGAAGAAGCUGUCGUGGUCGGUGGCACCCAAGAACGCGCUGGUGCAGCUGCACGAGCUGAGGCCGGGCCUGCAGUACCGGACCGUGUCGCAGACGGGCCCGGUGCAUGCCCCGGUCUUCGCGGUAGCGGUGGAGGUGAACGGACUCACGUUCGAGGGCACGGGCCCCACCAAGAAGAAGGCCAAGAUGCGCGCGGCCGAGCUGGCACUCAGGUCCUUCGUGCAGUUCCCCAACGCCUGCCAGGCGCACCUGGCCAUGGGCGGGGGCCCGGGCCCCGGCACGGACUUCACCUCCGACCAGGCCGAUUUCCCCGACACGCUCUUCCAGGAGUUCGAGCCCCCGGCGCCGCGUCCCGGUCUCACGGGAGGCCGCCCCGGGGACGCCGCGCUUCUGUCCGCGGCCUACGGGCGACGGCGGCUGCUGUGCCGCGCGCUGGACCUGGUGGGCCCGACCCCCGCCACCCCCGCGGCCCCGGGCGAGCGCAACCCCGUGGUGCUGCUGAACCGCCUGCGCGCUGGGCUGCGCUACGUGUGUCUGGCAGAACCGGCCGAGCGGCGCGCGCGGAGCUUCGUGAUGGCCGUGAGCGUGGACGGCAGGACGUUCGAGGGCUCCGGGCGCAGCAAGAAGCUGGCCCGGGGUCAGGCCGCGCAGGCCGCACUGCAGGAGCUCUUCGACAUCCAGAUGCCCGGCCACGCGCCCGGCAGGGCCAGGAGGACGCCAAUGCCGCAGGAAUUCGCAGACUCCAUAUCCCAGCUGGUCACACAGAAGUUCCGCGAGGUGACGAUGGACCUCGCGCCCAUGCACGCCCGCCACAAAGCGCUGGCAGGAAUCGUCAUGACCAAAGGCCUGGACGCUCGGCAGGCGCAGGUCGUGGCCCUGUCCUCGGGGACCAAGUGCAUCAGCGGCGAGCACCUCAGUGACCAGGGGCUGGUGGUGAAUGACUGCCACGCGGAGGUCGUGGCCCGGCGGGCGUUCCUGCACUUCCUCUACACGCAGCUGGAGCUGCACCUGAGCAAGCGGCGCGAGGACUCGGAGCGAUCGAUAUUUGUACGGUUAAAAGAAGGUGGCUACCGGCUGCGAGAAAACAUCCUCUUCCAUCUCUACGUGAGCACCUCCCCCUGUGGAGACGCAAGACUCCACUCUCCCUAUGAGAUCACCACAGACCUGCACAGCAGCAAACACCUCGUCAGGAAGUUCCGCGGCCACCUGCGCACCAAGAUCGAGUCCGGGGAAGGGACGGUCCCUGUGCGUGGCCCCAGCGCAGUGCAGACCUGGGAUGGCGUCCUGCUGGGGGAGCAGCUGGUCACCAUGUCCUGCACAGACAAGAUCGCCAGGUGGAACGUCCUGGGGCUGCAGGGCGCGCUCCUGUCCCACUUCGUGGAGCCCGUGUACCUGCAGAGCAUCGUGGUGGGCAGCCUGCACCACACGGGCCACCUCGCACGCGUCAUGAGCCACCGCAUGGAGGGUGUCGGCCAGCUGCCCGCCUCCUACCGGCACAACCGGCCUCUCCUCAGCGGCGUGAGUGACGCCGAGGCGCGCCAGCCAGGGAAGUCGCCCCCCUUCAGCAUGAACUGGGUCGUGGGCAGCAUGGACCUGGAGAUUAUCAAUGCCACCACUGGGCGGAGGAGCUGCGGGGGCCCGUCCCGGCUCUGCAAGCACAUGCUGUCUGCACGGUGGGCGCGGCUGUACGGCAAGCUGAGCACACGGACUCCCAGCCCUGGAGACACGCCCUCCAUGUACUGUGAGGCCAAGCUGGGGGCGCACACCUACCAGUCUGUGAAACAGCAGCUGUUCAAGGCCUUUCAGAAGGCUGGCCUGGGCACCUGGGUGAGGAAACCACCGGAGCAGCAACAGUUUCUACUGACUCUCUAGGCUGCGGGCUCCUGGCUGCUGGAGCUGAGUGGGACGCUGGAGGGAUGGGACCCUGUCUGGGGGAUGACACGGCGGGUCGGCCGGUUCCCUGCAUUCGUUUUACUUUGGUGUUCCAGAAACACGCGAGUGUGCAAUGUUUGGACGAGCAACAAGACGAAUUCAGAACAUGCCUCUUUCCAGAUCGCUGGCCCCAGAACCCUGUCCCCCACAGCCAGGGGCACACGCACUGUUGAGUUAGCGCCAACUCUUCCUGUGGAGUCUGAGGGAGGGGUUCCAUUCAGGCAAAGGGGUUUUCGCUGCAGCCUUGGAAGGAGGCACCGACGCGACACCAGGGAGGAGUGAGCCUCAGGCCCCAUCCCUGCACCCCACCCCUGCGUGCGCCUCUUGGCGAUGUUGGGGUUUCACUAGCUUGAGGGGGCACAUGAAGAUAAGCCACAAGCGAAGAGAAAAGCCAUGCCCACCCCAGCCCCAGAGAAACCAAUAAGAAUCCUCUAUUAUUUUCACUAUUCAUUUAGGUUUUUAUACUCCACCUCCUUUCAAAAAAGAUUUAAGAUGCACGACAUUACGGAACACCUAAAAUAGAACCAGAGAAAGGAAAGCCAUUCCCACAAAGUGAAGGAACAGUUUCCAAAACCCCGGCGAGGCAGAGUUAAGACCUGUGAUGUGGGGAGCCUGGAAACACCCGGCCCACGCUCGCUGUAGAUGUGGGGAGCCUGGAAACACCCGGCCCAAGCGUGCUGCAGAUGUGGGGAGCCUGGAAACACCGGGCCCACAUGCGCUGCAGAUGUGGGGAGCCUGGAAACACCCGGCCCACGCGUGCUGCAGAUGUGGGGAGCCUAGAAACACCCGGCCCACUCACGCUGCAGAUGUGGGGAGCCUGGAAACACCCGGCCCACGCGUGCUGCAGAUGUGGGGAGCCUAGAAACACCCGGCCCACUCGCGCUGCAGAUGUGGGGAGCCUGGAAACACCCGGCCCACGCGGGCUGCAGAUGUGGGGAGUCUGGAAACACCCGGCCCAAGCGUGCUGCAGAUGUGGGGAGCCUAGAAACACCUGGCCCACGCACUGUAGAUGUGGGGAGCCUGGAAACACCUGGCCCACACCUGUUCAGUUCGUCAUGGCGUUUGGUUUAUUGUGGCCAAUACUGAGAGCCACUGAGGUCUGGGUUGUGUAAGGGUUAGCUACCACCCUAUAACCUCCCUACCAGGUAAUAAGGAGACCAAGUCUUUGAUCAAAUUCUGACUUUUUAACUAAAUUUUCAUUAGAAAGCAAGCACAAAAUAAAAUCAAAACAACCUUUGGCUUCAGCUUGAGAGGCUACCAGCUCUCUACUCUUUCAGAUUCUCCAAUCAACACCUUGCAGGACAAGACCCCAAAAAAGUUCAGCUGUCAAAAAAUGUAAGAGGCAGGAUUCUGUGACCCUCACAGCAGGCUUCCAACACCAGAGACCUUCAGCUCACAGUGGAGACGGGACACGGGGCCUUUAGCCCACAGGGUCAUCCCUGAGAGCCAAGGCACUGUAUUCAUACAGGGUCAGGCUCUUUUCCAAGUAUCUUUACGUAAUCCAUGUACCUCGAGCUGCUGUCAUCUCACCACUGAGAACUCAUUUCUAACAUUCAUCACGCUAGAUAGCCAGUCUCUCAUUUCUCCAGCUUAAAAACUCCAUCUCUGAAAUUCACGACAGUGAUGGCAGAUGGCAAAACAUGGUGGUGUCCACCUCUGGGGUGUGGGCUUCCCGGAAAGAAUCCCAGCUGACCACCCAAGAAACUGCAAGAAUAACAUCAUGCUGUACAUAGUCAAGUGCAAUAAAUUACAGUUAUCAUAAUGAGAAGGCAGAAAUGAAACUGAGUUGUAGCUAUUUGUUACAAGAUAAUAAGAAGUAGAGAUAUUAGUAUGGAAAUAGAAACUUUUCCUGGGAUUUAAAAUCAGGCCAAAUUUAUCACUCGAGUUCUUUUAGAAAAGAAAACAGGCACUGGAGUAGACAACUUCUUCCAGAUAAAGUUUCAAAAGAACAUUUUUCAAAUAAAGGACUCACAUUAAUCUUUUAUAAAAAUCGCAAAAAUAAAUGAAAUCUUAAUUCAGUGCAAAA
This is a messenger RNA of Nomascus leucogenys (northern white-cheeked gibbon), 4682 nucleotides long. It is a transcript of the gene ADARB2, whose product is annotated as adenosine deaminase RNA specific B2 (inactive). Gene Ontology annotation, molecular function: double-stranded RNA binding; tRNA-specific adenosine deaminase activity; double-stranded RNA adenosine deaminase activity. Gene Ontology annotation, biological process: adenosine to inosine editing; RNA processing. Lineage: Eukaryota; Metazoa; Chordata; Mammalia; Primates; Hylobatidae. The transcript has 10 exons. The coding region runs from base 377 to 2596 and encodes 739 amino acids. The record is from RefSeq and is a predicted model, not a curated record. Gene Ontology annotation, cellular component: cytoplasm; nucleolus.